Messenger RNA from Stegostoma tigrinum, 2777 nucleotides. RefSeq names its product TNF receptor-associated factor 2-like. Gene Ontology annotation, cellular component: plasma membrane signaling receptor complex; cytoplasmic side of plasma membrane. Gene Ontology annotation, biological process: regulation of apoptotic process; regulation of canonical NF-kappaB signal transduction; protein K63-linked ubiquitination. Bases 34 to 1476 code for a protein of 480 amino acids. The transcript is spliced from 7 exons. Gene Ontology annotation, molecular function: zinc ion binding; tumor necrosis factor receptor binding; ubiquitin protein ligase binding. NCBI's taxonomy places the organism in Eukaryota, Metazoa, Chordata, Chondrichthyes, Orectolobiformes, Stegostomatidae. The record is from RefSeq and is a predicted model, not a curated record.
UCGAUUUCUUUCUGUUUCUUCGGCGGCAAUAGGAUGGUCGCCCUGGUCUCCGGUGUCACGCCGGUCGAUUCGACCGGCAGCUCCUGUCUCCUGUGCUCGGUCUGCCAUUUUCUGCUCAUUAAACCCAAACAGACCGAGUGUGGACACCGAUACUGCACCGCCUGCCUGGAGAACCUGUUUAAGACAGAUAAUGAAGCAGACUGCCAUGUAUGUCAGCAGAAGGUCUUUCGUUCUAAGGUCUACCACGACAGAGCUGCCGAAAAUGACGCUUAUGCCACAAAGAUUCAAUGUACGGCUCACCGGGAUGGUUGUGAGUGGACAGGGACGCUGCGAAACUACUUGCGCACACACCGAGCCCAGUGCGAUUUCCAUGUGGUCCCCUGUUCCAAUGUCACGUUCGGCUGCGAGAACCUGGGCCCCAGGAAGAAGAUGGCGGCACACGCAAUACAGGAGUGUGAGUGGAGAAUGGAGCUCUGCCCCCAGUGUGAGACCUUCUGUGUUCACAAGCUGUUGGAGGAUCAUAUCACCACAUGUUUCAAACGGAAGCAGUCAUGUCCCGUGUGCGGCAAGACGGAUUUAACGAAGGCCGAGUUGGAGGCACACUGUGACCCUCAUCACGGCACCUGCCCUGACGCCCAGGUCUCCUGCCCCUUUAAGGACAUUGGCUGCCUGGAGAAGCCCCGGAGGCGGGACGUGGACGAGCACCUGCGGGACGCGCAGCCGGCGCACCUCCUACAGAUGCUGAACCGGAGAGAGGGCCUUCGUGCUGGGAUCCCGUCCGAGGUCGGGGGGCUGGCGGCGGCGGCGGCGGCGGCAGGGGCGGCGCAAGCCUCCGACGAGCUGAGCGCCCUGGAGCGGAAGGCGGGCGGCCUGAACCGGGAGCUGGACAAGUACGCCCACCUGCUGGAGGCGCUGCAGCGCCGCUGCCUGCAGUACGAGCAGCUGAUCUCGGGGCUGCAGCGGAAGGUGCGGGCGCUAGAGGGCGCCCGAGAGUCACCCGCGAGCACCAAUGGAGUUCUACUCUGGAAGAUCCGGGACUUUUCCUCGUGCCUGACGGCCGCCAGGGCCGAGCGGAUGACGUCAUUCUACUCUCCAGUCUUCUGCACUCACCCGUUCGGCUACCGCCUCUGCUGUAGGGUCUACCCGAACGGAGACGGCAGCGGCCGGGGCACCCACGUCUCCCUUUUCCUGGCCAUCGUGCGCGGCGACUACGACGACGUGCUUCCCUGGCCCUUCCGGCAGAAGGUCACCUUCAUGCUGCUGGACCAGGCGCAGCAGAAGCACCACCUCAAGGAGUCCUUCACCCCGGACGUGCUGAGCGGCUCCUUCCAGAAGCCCCGGAGCCACAUGAACGUGGCGAGCGGCUGCCCCACCUUCGCCAGGCACGACCUGCUGCAGAAAGCGCACGGCCCCUACCUGAGGGACGACACGCUCUACAUCAAAGUGGUGGUGGAGACGGCGGGGCUGGUGCCCUGAGUUCCUCAAUCCCAUUUCCAACCCUCACCCACCCAACACACGGUACAGUCCGCUCCACCUCACUUUUUCCCACCCCCCCUCCUCCGUUGUUUCGCCUCCACUGAGUACCCCUAAUGGGUCUCCUUAGCUGAGGAAGGAUGUUCCUGGGCUGGAGGGAGUGUGCAACAGAAGUUUCCCCGGACUCGUUCCUGGCGUGGCAGGAAUGAAGAGAGACUGGACGGGUUAGGACCAUGUUCCCCUGCAGUUUAGAAGAGUGAGCGGGGAAUCUCACAGAAACCUAUAGGAUUCUGACAGGACCGGACAGGGUAAAUGCUGUUCCUAGCGAUCAAGGGAUCCAGAACCUUGGGUCGCAGUCCAAAGAUACCAGGUAGCUGUUUAGCACUGAGAUGAGGUGAAGAAUGUCUUCAACCAGAGAGUGGUAGGCCUGUGGACUUCUCUGCCACAAAAGGCUAAGGCCAAAGUGUUGCUUUUUAGAAGGAGUUAGGUAUAGUUCUUGGGGCUAAAGGGAUCAAGGAGAGAAAGUCGGAGCAGGGUACUGAGUUGGAUGAUCUGUUGUCAUCCUACUGAUUGGCAGAGCAAGCUCAAGGGGCCAAAAGCCUACCUUUCAGAGCUGCAUGUAGGCCAGACCAAGUAAGGAUGGCUGAUUUCCUUCCCUAUAAAGCAAACCAGAUGGCAAUUUCUAUUUUUUUGCUUGAUUACGAUGACUGUAAAUUACUUUCGAUUCUAGGAUUCUUUAAUUAAUCAAACUUCAAAGUCCACAAGCUGCCAUUUGUAACCUUUGUCUUCAGAGCAUUGUCUUUCUCUGUGUUUACCAGUUUAGUGACAUUGCCGUCUCCUCUCUUGGUUUGAUAAUUGGUCAUUCCACCUCUUCCCUGCAUUGCACUAGCCCUCUAUUCUCAUUGUCCCCUCUGCAGCUUUUGCAAGAUGGGAACUUGACUGCAGGGGAGAAGCUGAUUCCUGUCCUCACGACACAGUCAGAAUCCCGACUACAGAUCCCUGCCCAUUUCCCACCCUUGGAAUCCCUUGGGAGAAAACAGGGUAGAUUAAAACUCCGCUGAUGCACCCUGCUUCACUGCCCUGGGCAGGGGGCUUGUGGAAGGGCAAUAUGCGCUACCUAGCUCGGUGUGGCUUGAGGCAGGCUCCUUACUGCACUUUAGCCAUCAGUAAAUGCUAUUCCUUCUUGUUCUAUUUAUUUAUUUAUUUAUGCGAUUAACUUAUCAACAGGUGUUUUUCUCAUCCCUGUUUCAUUAUCACUAAAGUGAACGUUGCUCGGGUUUUGAAUAAAAAUUUGACUUGACGCA